This is a messenger RNA of Trichoplusia ni (cabbage looper), 2853 nucleotides long. RefSeq names its product probable cationic amino acid transporter. The transcript has 18 exons. Lineage: Eukaryota; Metazoa; Arthropoda; Insecta; Lepidoptera; Noctuidae. Gene Ontology annotation, cellular component: plasma membrane. Gene Ontology annotation, molecular function: amino acid transmembrane transporter activity. Gene Ontology annotation, biological process: transmembrane transport; amino acid transport. Bases 516 to 2834 code for a protein of 772 amino acids. The record is from RefSeq and is a predicted model, not a curated record.
CUUGCCGACCGAUAUCCUCCUUCAACGCUAGCAAGAUUUGGGAUUAACUUCGGCAAAUCGAUCGAUUACCCAAACUUACGACCAUAAGUUUUGAUAUGUAAUUCUUUGGGACCACCUGAUGGAACUGAAUAGAUAUCACGUGGACAUCGAUCGUGGCAUCGUCGAGAAUAAUGAGAGAUGAAUAGUUAAAGCCUCCUCACAUUUUGGCAACGUUGCGCCGUAGGCGGGCGCGGUGGUGUAUUGGGCGGGCGGGAUAGGGGAGCCCGCGAGGGGAGGUCGAUAAGCAGUGUGAAUCGGUUCGUCGAGGCAGACGGUCGCGCGCCUGGCCUCCGAGCCGGUCGUCACGCUCUCGCUUCUCUCGCCGCUCUCACCGCUACCCCGCCCAUCCCGGCUCACUUUGCCGCUGGCGUUCUCCCGUGCCGGUCGUGUCCGCGCGCUCGCUCCCGCUGCCGAUCGACUUUAGCGCAUCAGUUACUGACGUCACUUCGAAGCAGGGUGUCUCUAAUGCAGCCAAAAUGUAUAACGCACUACAGAGAUUUAAAGACAUAGACUGGGGAGGGGUGAGAAGAGAUGGACACAAUUUAUUCACGAAACUGAUCAGGACCAAGGACCCACGAGAAUCUGAACCAAGCCAGGAAGUAGCCCUUCCCGGCAGACAACGACUAUCGAGAUGCUUAACGACAAUGGACUUGACUUCCCUCGGCGUUGGAUCCUGCGUGGGUACAGGAAUGUACCUGGUCGCGGGUAUGGUUGCACGCAAAUUUGCCGGACCUGGUGUUGUCAUUAGUUUUAUCAUCGCAGCACUAGCAAGCAUCUUCUCAGGUGCUUGCUAUGCUGAGUUCGGGGUGCGAGUUCCAAAUACGACCGGAUCUGCUUACAUGUACAGUUACGUUACCGUUGGCGAGUUCCUAGCCUUUGUCAUAGGCUGGAACAUGAUUUUGGAGUACCUAAUCGGAACCAGCGCAUGUGCCAGGGCUUUGAGCGCCUGCUUUGACUCGCUAUGUAACGGAGCUAUCGCUCACCAAUUGGCUCACGAAAUCGGAACUAUGUAUGGCAAACCACCGGACUUCUUGGCAUUCGGCAUCACCCUUUUCAUGAUGUUUGUAUUGGUCGCUGGGGUGAAGAAAUCAUUGUUCUUCAACAACCUGCUGAACGCCAUCAACCUCAGCGUCUGGGUCUUCAUAAUGACUGCCGGCUUAUUCUACAUAGAUUUCACUAAUUGGACUGAACACAAAGGAUUUUUACCAUACGGAUGGAGUGGGGUGUUCAGUGGAGCGGCGACCUGCUUCUACGCCUUCAUUGGGUUUGACAUCAUCGCGACCACAGGCGAGGAGGCGAACAACCCAAAGCGAUCCAUCCCAUUGGCCAUCGUCAACAGCCUCGGCAUCAUUCUCAUUGCUUACGUGUCAACCUCCAUGGUCCUGACUCUUGUGGUUCCUUACGAUGAGGUGGACACCGACUCAGCCCUCGUGCAGAUGUUCGCGCAUGUGAACGCGCCGACUUGCAAGUACAUCGUGGCUAUCGGGGCUCUCGCCGGGCUGACUGUCUCUAUGUUUGGAUCCAUGUUCCCGAUGCCGCGGGUCGUGUACGCUAUGGCCCUCGAUGGACUUAUCUUCAGGAAACUGGCUCAGAUCUCCGAGAGCACGGGCACGCCGGCCUUCGCGACAAUCUGCGGGGGAGUGGCGGCCGCGCUGGUGUCCCUGGUCAUUCAAUUGGAAGUUCUCGUGGAAAUGAUGAGCAUUGGUACUCUCCUGGCCUACACCUUGGUAUCGACCUGUGUGCUGGUGCUGCGCUACCAGCCGCACUCCACGAACCUGAUCGAACUGCUGCCACAAAGUAUGCGUACUCCCCUGGAACCUGAGGGCACCGCGAGCGCCAACCGAGAAACUAGCUUCGGCGCUCACAGCUCAACCCACAUAAUGCCGCCGAGCCAGCGCGUCAUGGUCCGUCGUGUCACCAGAAGCUCGCCCGAUUCGGAUGACAGUCUGCCUGGAGACGAGAGCGAAGAGUAUCGCGAUGACACCUUCCUGGUCAACUCUAACCCCGAAAACAAGUUUUACGUUGGUGGUGGAUCGUCAGGCAGUAACAGCGCCUGCAGCCGAUUCCUGCAAGCCCUGGCCCGUCAAAUGCAAACCAUGAGCUAUCUCUGCCCUGGACUCUUCCCAUGGGUUGACUGUGGACCGGCUACUGAAUACAGCGGAAUGUUCGUGAUCAAGGCUACCGGCGUCAUGUACGUACUGAUCAUCAUAUUCGACCUCUUUGCGGCCUACGGCUACCCUGGAACGUGCACCUUCACGACUGUCACCAUGUGCCUGCUCAUGCUCGCCAUUAUCGUCAUUCUGCUGAUGAUCUCUCGGAAACCACAAAACCGAGUGGCACUGAUCUACGCGACACCUGGACUCCCGUUCGUGCCGGCCAUCGCUAUCAUCGUCAACAUCUACCUGAUCCUGAACCUGUCCAUACUGACUCUAGUCCGCUUCACUAUCUGGAUGAUUAUCGGAUUGAUUGUUUACUUUAAAUACGGAAUUAAGAACUCCACUUUGGAGACCAACCCACCAGCGCCUCCACCAGAGACCCCGCCGCCGCCAAACCCGUUGGCCCGCACGACCAUCCCACCGCCGUCCCCUCAACCCCCGACCACCGGCGACCGCAACAUCUUUGAGGGCGACAGGAACGACCGCGACGGACUGUACGGCAACAUGGAGUAUCCACCUCCUAUACUAUCUUGGCAUGAAUCAGACUUAGAACCAGUACAGUCGACUAGCCGGGGCCCGUACCAAACGACUGUGCAACCUUACCGUCCUACCACAUACCGACAGGCGGAGACACGGUAAGCAGAGGGACGGGACUACG